AUGUGGGGCCUGGUCGUUGCUGGUGUGUGGGGCCUGGUCGCUGCUGGUGUGUGGGGCCUGGUCGUUGCUGGUGUGUGGGGCCUGGUCGCUACUGGUGUGUGGGGCCUGGUCGCUUCUGGUAUGUGGGGCCUGGUCGCUACUGGUGUGUGGGGCCUGGUCGCUACUGGUGUGUGGGGUGUGGUCGUUACUGGUGUGUGGGGUGUAGUCGCUACUGGUGUGUGGGGCCUGGUCGCUGCUGGUGUGUGGGGCCUGGUCGUUGCUGGUGUGUGGGGCCUGGUCGCUACUGGUGUGUGGGGCCUGGUCGUUGCUGGUGUGUGGGGCCUGGUCGCUACUGGUGUGUGGGGCCUGGUCUCUACUGGUGUGUGGGGCCUGGUCGUUGCUAGUGUGUGGGGCCUGGUCGCUACUGGUGUGUGGGGCCUGGUCGCUGCUGGUGUGUGGGGCCUGGUCGUUGCUGGUGUGUGGGGCCUGGUCGCUACUGGUGUGUGGGGCCUGGUUGUGAUGGUGUGUGGGGUGGCGACACUCAUCUGUCCCUUCCCGUACACCUACUGGGGGCUAGCCUUGUACGCAGCCGUACAUGGAGGAUUCAUUGCUACGUUGUCACCAAAAUUUCAGCUCUAUGACACGGCCUCUUACUAA
Messenger RNA from Haliotis rufescens (red abalone), 636 nucleotides. RefSeq lists its product as uncharacterized. Bases 1 to 636 code for a protein of 211 amino acids. The transcript has a single exon. The record is from RefSeq and is a predicted model, not a curated record. Lineage: Eukaryota; Metazoa; Mollusca; Gastropoda; Lepetellida; Haliotidae.